AAGAAUCCAGAAUGAUAAAGGAAGUUGCUGGCCACAAGGAGGUGAGAUGAGGAGGUCCUGAGCCCACUCGGUCCUUCACAUGAGGUGGCCCAGGGGAUGUGGAUCACUUAACAAUUGUUCUCUUGAUUCCUGAGCACCCUGGUGUCACUCCUGUUCUCCCUGAUGGCGCUGCUGGUCUCAUUUCCUGGAGGGAUUCGAGCAUUGGUUUGGGUCCUGCUUCUGCUGCUGCCAGCAGCAUCCCUGCAAGCUGGGCACUCAGCAGGAUCCAACAGAAAAAGACUGUACGGGGUGAACCAACCAGCACGCCUCUCUGGUGUCCAGGGCGGCUCCAUUGAGAUCCCCUUCUCCUUCUACUUCCCCUGGGAAUUUGCGAAGAAUCCGCAGAUGAGGAUUCUCUGGAGAUGGAAGAACUUCAUCGGGGAGCCUAUCUACAACGCCACCUCCGGUUUCAUACAUGCCCAUUUUAAGGACAGGCUCAUCCUGAACUGGACACAGCCUCAGACAUCUGGAGUCCUCAGAAUCCUAGACCUUCAGGAAAAGGACCAGAACAAAUACUUCUGUCAAGUUCAUCUGAACACAGGAGAAGGCAGGAAGAUUUUGAAGUCAGCUGUUGGGACCCAACUGAUCAUCACUCACGGUGAGCCACCCUGGCUCUGCCUUUGAUGCCUCUCUUGCUUCCUUGUUCUCUAGGUGUCCCUUCAGGCUACCCAACUCAUAUUCCUUUCCCUUGACUCUGCCUGAGCCUCUGACAACAGGAUCUUUCCCUUGGAGCUGUGACAAGUCUUUGCUGUCUCCACUGACCUGUUCUGCCAUUUUCUGCUCAGAGAGAGCCCAACCCCACUUUCUAGGCCUUAGCCCUCCACCUAGAUCACCCCAUUUUGUUCCAAACUAACACCACA
Alexandromys fortis (reed vole) is the source of this 899-nucleotide messenger RNA. Its product is annotated as paired immunoglobulin-like type 2 receptor beta. Lineage: Eukaryota; Metazoa; Chordata; Mammalia; Rodentia; Cricetidae. Gene Ontology annotation, molecular function: MHC class I protein binding. Bases 163 to 663 code for a protein of 166 amino acids. The record is from RefSeq and is a predicted model, not a curated record. The transcript is spliced from 2 exons.